This is a messenger RNA of Lacerta agilis (Sand lizard), 2123 nucleotides long. It is a transcript of the gene ANTXRL, whose product is annotated as ANTXR like. The record is from RefSeq and is a predicted model, not a curated record. The transcript is spliced from 18 exons. Bases 32 to 1717 code for a protein of 561 amino acids. Gene Ontology annotation, molecular function: signaling receptor activity. Gene Ontology annotation, cellular component: membrane. NCBI's taxonomy places the organism in Eukaryota, Metazoa, Chordata, Lepidosauria, Squamata, Lacertidae.
GCGGAGCUGCGGCUCGGCGGGCGAGGCGAAGAUGGCGUGCCCGGGGAGCGGAGGGGCUCUCCUCCUCGGCGCCGUCGCCCUGCUGCUGGCCGCGGGCAGCCUGGCGUCGGGAGCCCGCGAGGAGAAGGACAUAGGGCACGGAGGCGGCGGGCCAGGGGAGCGGCCCUCGUCGUGCCACGGCGCCUUCGAUCUCUACUUCGUCCUGGACAAGUCUGGAAGCGUCAAACACCACUGGAUAGAAAUUUAUUCCUUUGUUGAAAGUCUGGCUGAGAAGUUCAUAAGUCCGAUGCUUCGUAUGUCUUUCAUUGUGUUUUCCUCGCGAGGGACCACAAUUAUGAAGUUGACGGAAGACAGGGAAGUCAUCCAGCAAGGCCUUGCAGUUCUUCAGAGACAAGUGCCUGGAGGAGACACAUUCAUGCAUGAAGGCUUCAAAAGGGCAAAUGAACAGAUCUAUGAAAAUUAUGGAGGACUCCAGACAGCUAGCGUGAUCAUAGCUCUCACAGACGGGGAGCUGCAAGAGGCGCAGUUUUAUUAUGCAGAGAAAGAAGCUGACAGAGCGAGGAGCCUCGGAGCAAUUGUCUAUUGUGUUGGUGUGAAAGACUUUAAUGAAACUCAGCUAUCGACUAUCGCAGAUAGCAUUGAUCACGUUUUCCCUGUGACUGGAGGAUUUUAUGCCCUCAGAGGCACCAUUGAUUCAAUUCUGAAGAAAUCGUGCAUUGAGAUCCUGGCCGCCGAACCAUCAAGCAUCUGCGCAGGAGAAUCCUACCAAGUGGUGGUCAAAGGCAACGGCUUUUAUUACGCAAGGAACAUUGACCAAGUGCUCUGCAGUUUCAAGAUCAAUAACACCAUUACUCUUAAUGAAAAGCCAACAAUUGUUCAAGACACAUAUUUACUGUGCCCUGCUCCAGUGAUAGCAGAUGUCGGACAGGUGGUUUACCUGCAAGUCAGUAUGAAUAGUGGACUGACAUUCAUCUCCAGCUCAGUCAGUAUCACCAGCACCCACUGUCAUCGUGGGACGAUUGUUUUCAUUGUGCUUCUGAUCCUGUUCCUGCUCCUGGCCUUGGCUCUCCUCUGGUGGUUCUGGCCGCUCUGCUGCACCGUGGUCAUCAAGGAGCCGCCCCCGCCGCCCCCAAUGGAACCUGAGUCAGAUGAUGAAGAUGGUUUUCCAAAGAAAAAGUGGCCUACAGUGGAUGCGUCUUAUUACGGAGGGAGAGGUGUAGGUGGAAUCAAAAGAAUGGAGGUGAGGUGGGGUGACAAAGGAUCGACAGAGGAAGGAGCAAAGCUAGAGAAGCCCAAAAAUGCCGUCAUCAAAUUGCCAGAAGAGGAAUUUGAGCCCUGGGAGCCCAAGCCGAAGAGAGAUCACCCCCGGAGGUUGCCCUCCGAAAGGAAAUGGUACACUCCCAUAAAGGGCAAGCUGGAUGCCCUGUGGGCCCUUGUUCGACGAGGCUAUGAUCAAGUUUCUCUAAUGAGACCGCUGCCUGGGGAUAAGGGACGAUGCAUAAAUUUCACCAGAGUGAAAGCAGAUGGGGCGGUCAUCUCGUAUAGUGCACCUCAGCAGCCAAGAGAACACCAGACCCUCAACAACGCUCCAAGAAGCCCAUCUUCUCCGGGGCCAAUGCAGCCCCCUCCCUGUAGGCAACUUCCUCCUGCGCCUCCCCCUUUGAGAUGCCCACCGGGGCCCCCUCCAUCCCGUCCUCCGCCUCAGCUUCUGGCUUAAAGCGUGGGCAACCGAGAUGGGAGCAGAGCAUAUCCAGUCUUAGUUUAUAAUCAAGAGUUUGUUGCUGGUCAGCAAAAAAAAAAAACAGAACAAAAUGCCAGGCGUCCGUUUGUACUGUUGAGUAUAUUUAUGCCACAUGUGCCUUAUAAACAUUCCAUGGUUGAAUCCUGGGAACUGCUAGGUAUACGACAAAAGAAAAUAUCCAGGCAGCGAGUGAUAAUAGAUUAUGCGUUAAUGGUUCACACACACAUACCCUCGAUAUGUUUUAUAAGUCGUUAGCCAGAUGGGAAAAGCCUGCGCUGGUGAAUGGGGUUAGGUUUUCCCCGCAAAUAAUAUUGUCAUCCAUAAUAGUAAUGCUAGGAAGGGUCCGAUUAAGUGGAAGCUAAAUUCUGUAAAUUUCCCCCUC